Messenger RNA from Angiostrongylus costaricensis, 1071 nucleotides. The record is from the annotation of a GenBank genome assembly. NCBI's taxonomy places the organism in Eukaryota, Metazoa, Nematoda, Chromadorea, Rhabditida, Metastrongylidae.
UUGCAAAUAUCUCAGCAUUAUAGAAGAAAAGAAGGUCUUUUGGUUGACAGCGCCAAUUCGGCAGAGUUCUUGCGACUGAACAUCGGCGGCCAACAGUUUUUGCUGUUGAAGGAGACGAUAUUCGCAAGAAAAGUCGGACGUCUGGUAUGGUUGCUGGACUUGACAACGAUAUCCGAACGACUCUCAUUAGCCGAUGCGUACUUCUCCUCCACAAACGAGUACUAUUUUGAGCGACCGCCAGCCUUGUUUCAUAUCAUUUAUCAGUUUUAUAUGACUGGACAAAUUCAUCAACCAUCACAUCUUUGUCCAAACGACAUAUUGGACGAGUUGGACUACUGGGGGAUCGUCCCCGACGACUGCCUAAAUGACCUCGAUUCAUUGUCGUCGUUUACGUCUGAGGAAUCACUGAACCUCUUCAAGCACGUGCGAUUCGGCGCAUUACGGAAAAGAAUUUGGUGUAUGAUUGAGCAGCCAAGUAGUUCUGGUUGUGCACAGGUGUUCGCCACAUUUUCUGUGCUGUUCGUGUUGAUAUCAAUUUCCGGACUCGUGCUUGGCUCAUUGCCAGAUCUACAGAUUCCUAUACAGAAAAACACGACGGAAGGACUUCUAAUCGACAUGGAACCGCAUCCGGCUUUAGGUUACAUUGAAUAUGUGUGCAUUGCAUGGUUCAUACUAGAAUACGGCAUGAAAAUGUUGGUGACAUCCAAUCGACGGAAAACGGUGUUCCAAUUGCUAAACAUCAUCGAUUUGAUGACAAUUCUACCGUUUAUCUUCGAAAUGAUGUUGUUCCUACUUGGUUUCAACACGAAUCAGUUAAGGGAUCUCAAGGGUGCGUUUCUGGUCAUUCGAAUUUUACGGGUUCUGCGAGUGAUUCGGGUAUUGAAGCUCGGACGAUAUAGUAGCGGAUUGCAGAUGUUUGGAAAAACGCUCCAGUCGUCUUUUCGUCAACUGGGAAUGAUGGCGAUGGUUGUGUUUACGGGUGUGAUUUUCUUCUCAACAUUGGUGUAUUUUCUCGAAAAAGACGAACCAGGUUCACAGUUCUAUUCCAUUCCGGCUGCAUGUUGGUGGUAG